Molecule: messenger RNA, 462 nt
Organism: Ostertagia ostertagi
Lineage: Eukaryota; Metazoa; Nematoda; Chromadorea; Rhabditida; Trichostrongylidae
Source: the annotation of a GenBank genome assembly
AUGCCUGGUUGUUCUUCGAUGUCGGGAGAAAUGUCGCCAAGAGAGCUGAUUUCUGACGUACCACUUCCCAAUUGGGAGCUUAUUGAUGAGGUGUCCAUUGCUCUGUUGGAAAGCGGUUUAGCUCGUUUUUCGACACUUCAAGCAGUUUUGCCUACAAUGCUUUCAUUCGACGCCACCUCAGAUGAAGCUUCUCAGCGGAGUCGAAAGCUUCUUCGUAUUUCUCAACUUCAAAUCGAAUAUUUGUUGAAAUCCCAAAAUCAGCUGGUGCAGCAAAUUCAGAAAAUGAAGAGCGAGUUGAUUUCUAAGAGGAAAGAAGUGAAACGUCUGAAAGCGGCCGUUUUUAAUGAGGAUGCUCCUCUUUUCAAGUGUGCUUCCUGUGGCAAAGUCUUCGUGAAUCAAGAAUUUCUGGCGAGCCAUUUGAAGAGACGGCACAACGACGAAAAAACGGAGACGAUGAAAUGA